AUGCAGUUCUUUUUUCCAAAGCGGUAUCGAAACCACCGGCUCGUGUUUUAUUUGAUGUUUGUCGAGUUCCCAUUUGUAGUUGUCACCUUGACUUUGAGUGGUGUUGCUUCCCAUAACCUCUAUAGCACUUUGCUAUGGCAGGAUGGCGCAGAUAAUGGGUUCAACAGUGCCCCAGAUGAGGCACUAUACGCUGCUGCCAACUAUAAAGCAUACAAAACUCCCAUGGUGUGGUCUUCGUUCCUCACCGAGUACAAUCUCGUCCUCGGCGUGCUGGCUCUCUUCUUCUUCAUCGCUAAAUUCCCCGUCCAUUCCAUGCACUUGUUUCACCCGCCCCUGGCCGCUAUAAUUCACCUGGGCUGCUUUAUCCUCUUUAUCAUCUCCGUAAGAUACCAGGCAGGAAGCGAUAUGUCAGAUUCGGCACACCCACAACCAGGAGCGCCGUGGUAUAUUACCAAGCCAUGCAGUGUCGCCCACUACUCAUCCAACAUCGGAUACUGCAAGCAAUCCAAAUCACUGUUCGGCGUUAACAUCGUCCUAAUUUUGAUUUACUUCGCAGAGCUCUGCGUCAGCAUCCAUUCUUGUUUCAUCACCAAGAAAGAAAAAGCCGAGAUAUUGGCCGAGAGAGAGGAAAAGCGCAUCGAGAAACACUUUGAGGAAGUAGUCCUCAAAUCACCCGGCGGCAUCCCCAUGACGCCUAAAUUCGGCCACGGAGGUAUGGCUCCUCGUACACCAGGCUUCCCGCCAACAGUAGUCGGUGGUUCCAUGAGCGGUACUCCUCCUUCAUCGUUUACUCCUCGCACGCUAGCCUUCAACCGACUUGGAAGUCAGUCGUCGGAUCUUCCGCUCCGCGAUAAUUCCGCUACCUCAACGCCCCACAUACAGUCUCAGCAGACUCCGACAGCAAAUUCUGGAGGGCUUUACUUCCCGCCGCCGCCAAAGAGCAGCGGGAAGAACUGA
This is a messenger RNA of Penicillium taxi, 957 nucleotides long. RefSeq lists its product as uncharacterized. Lineage: Eukaryota; Fungi; Ascomycota; Eurotiomycetes; Eurotiales; Aspergillaceae. The record is from RefSeq and is a predicted model, not a curated record. The transcript has 3 exons. Bases 1 to 957 code for a protein of 318 amino acids.